Molecule: messenger RNA, 1940 nt
Organism: Medioppia subpectinata
Lineage: Eukaryota; Metazoa; Arthropoda; Arachnida; Sarcoptiformes; Oppiidae
Source: the annotation of a GenBank genome assembly
CAUAGCAGGUGUGGAGUAUAGCGUGAAAUGCAGAGCUCGAGUCAUGCCAUUCAUUAUGCAAUUCCCAGUUUGGCGGCAAAACAUUGAAUGCCACGAUUUGAGUGAAAAUGCAAUUCAACGAAAACCGAGAGAACCGACGCUUCACUGGUCUGGGAAUCGCCAAAGAGUCCACUCAUGUGACGGACGCCAGGACUAAGCCAUACGAGUCGUGUAUUAACUUCUAUACAAUCCCUCCGUUCGGGAAGAUAUCGCUCGAAGAGUCCGAGGAUUUGGUCGCCGAAAGACUCAAUCUUCUUAUGGUUUGCGACGAAAUGCUUAAGGGUUUGGAGAAGACGGCGAACCGGAAGAGAAGUAAACCCUAUUUUGAAAGCCUUGAGAAUCGGUUAAUAAGCGCUGAAUCCAAAUACGAGAAGAACUUGUAUUUGGGGUCGAAGACACACUCCAAGAGUACGGAUCUGGAGAACGCCAGAAGAAGGGAUCAAAUCUCACACUUUUUGCUGCGAAUGUAUUACUGCCGAAGCGAUGAACUCAAGCGAUGGUUUAUUAGCCGCGAGUGCGAGAUAUUGAGAGUCCGACUCAUGGAUCCCAAAAUUAUACCCGAAUUGCCGUCAAUUUUGUCCAAAAAUGGAUUUAAUUUUGAGCCCAUUUCAGGGGAGGAGAGGAAUAGUAUGAAUCAGAAAAUCAAUUGGAAUCAGUCUUUGCGUAAUUCGGCUGAUGCUGUGGUCUAUAGAAUACCAUUUGAAGAAUCGUUGGAUGCGAUCAGAAACAGAAAAGUAUACCUAAACAAUGGAUUCGCGUAUAUUAUGGUUCAGGACAUGUUAAUGCAGUUAUCGUUACAUCAAUUAGAAGAAGACCAGCGACUCAUUCCUCGACUGCAUUCAAUGCACACACAAAUCAUAGACAACCGGAACAGUAGUGUGAAGACUGAGGACGAAUUGGGCAGAGAAAUAGUGAGACCGCAGAUGAUUGACAGUCUAUCGAAAGAGUCAUUCCCUCCGUGUAUGCAAAACAUUCACGAAAUACUCCGAAAAGAGCAUCACUUGAAAUAUUACGGUCGCGUCCAUUACGGCCUCUUUCUCAGGGGUAUUGGUCUCACUCUUGAGGACGCGUUGGACUUCUUUCGCGAAGAGUUCAUCAAAAAGACAACACCAGAGAAGUUCCAAAAAGAAUACUCUUAUGGUAUUCGCUAUAAUUACGGGAAAGAGGGCCGAAAAGUGGCCGGAAUGGCGUACGGCUGCAGCAAAAUCAUUAACAACAACCCGCCCGGAGUUGCCGACACUCACGGCUGUCCUUUCAAGCAUUUCGAUGCCAAUCAUUUGAAACAAUUUUUGCGCAAACAUGACAUCAAAGAGAAUGAGUCCAAUGAAAUUGGAGAGAUUGUGGAGAAAGAACAAGAUCACGUGAAGGCCUGUUCCAAGUACUUCUCAUGUAAGCAUCAAUGGUAUCCCGAAAUCAGUUUCAAUCAUCCGAACCAAUACUACAAAGAAAGUCGAAAGGCGUUUAAGAUGUCAUCUUUGACUCCACCAGAAAGUGGACAACUAGUGAAUGACAUGAGUGCUGCCGAGACAACAGUCGACUCUUUAGAUGAGUCAGUGUUCGAAACUGAAGAUGAAUUCGACAGAUCGGUGGCCGCCAUGGAUUUGGAUGUCACAGUCACUGAACCCGUGGUUAACAUUGAUGUCACGGAUACUGAACCCAUGGUUACUGAACCAAUGGUUAGCACUGAUGACGCGGUUAUUGAACCACUGGUCAACACUGAUGUCAUGGUUACUGAACCCGUGGUUAACUCUGAUGUCACGGUUACUGAGCCCGUGGUUAGCAUCGAUGUCAUGGUUACUGAACCCGUGGUUAACUCUGAUGUCACGGUUACUGAGCCCGUGGUUAGCAUCGAUGUCACGGCUACUGAACCCGUGGUUAACACUGAUGUCUCGCAGGAAUAA